Molecule: messenger RNA, 375 nt
Organism: Ziziphus jujuba (common jujube)
Lineage: Eukaryota; Viridiplantae; Streptophyta; Magnoliopsida; Rosales; Rhamnaceae
Product: probable disease resistance protein At5g47260
Exons: 2
Coding region: 1-375 (124 amino acids)
Molecular function (GO): ADP binding
Source: RefSeq, a predicted model, not a curated record
AUGGUUGGGGUUCACGGCAUGCUUGGUGCAGAUGUUGAACAGAUUCUAAAAGCAAUUGCAGAAAGGGCAGAUCUAAAACUCGAUAAGGAAACCAUACUUGAAAAAGCACUUUUGCUAAAAAAUAGAUUCAAGCUUGAAAAGAAGUUCUUGAUAAUUGUAGAUGAUAUUUCGAAUGAACUUAAGCUUGAAGAUGUUGGGAUAGUAUUCAAGAGUGAUGAGAAGGUAUGCAAGAUAUUAUUUACGUCCACAUUUGAACGAGUGUUGUCUACUAAAAUGGGUGUUGACAAGUUAUUCCAAGUUGGACUCUCAGAAGAGGCUGAAGCAUUGAACUGGUUCAACCAUUUAGUGGCUAAAUCGCUUGAAAAAGAUUCUUAA